Molecule: messenger RNA, 3058 nt
Organism: Uranotaenia lowii
Lineage: Eukaryota; Metazoa; Arthropoda; Insecta; Diptera; Culicidae
Product: annulin-like
Exons: 7
Coding region: 634-3009 (791 amino acids)
Biological process (GO): peptide cross-linking
Molecular function (GO): protein-glutamine gamma-glutamyltransferase activity
Source: RefSeq, a predicted model, not a curated record
CAUAAUUAUUUGCAAAUGACCCUAUAAUAAGGUUUACUUUCCAACCGAUCUCCCGAUUUAACAGUGAAAAGAUUUGAUUGUUAUUGGCUGGAUCAUCGAGUGAUAUCAAACUAGCUAUCAUCAGUUCAGAUCUACUGAGGUGAGCGAACGGGAGUCCAUGGCUCAAUGAAGUCACUUUGCUUGGUUUGCUUCUGAGACAGUUGUGUUCAGAUAAAUGCCUUCUGUAAGGCAGCCUACAUCUAUUUUAAGUGCGUGGAGCUAAGCUAUGAACAAAAAAGUGAGACUGUGGGUGUCAAUAUUUGUAUUUUUAAGUAAAAUUUGGUUACGAUACAACGAAUUCGGAGAUGUGUUUUAAAGUGCCUCUAAAGUUUGCAUCAAUUCUGUUGUGAUCGGCAAGUAGGUUUGGUGCAAUUCUUUGUCCAUGAGAAUAAACCUAUCGAAUUAUGAACAUCGUUAACCUUUGGUAACCUAAGUGUGUGCGCGCUCAGUGAAUACGUUACAUUUUAGAAGAGAAACGUUCCGUCAGAUGCUUCGUAGCCAGACAGUGCGAAAACAAAAGGUGUCGAGAAGUUGUUGGAAAAACUAACAAGUUGAAUCGGUGGGUUUGAAACAGUAACGUACAUUUGUUGUAAUAUGGGUAAUCAAAUAAGUGAUUGUUGUGGUAAAUCCACGUCUUGUGCGGAUCUUCAAAAAUGCUGUGGAAGCUUAUGUGCCUCAAAAGAUAAGUCCGGCGAGGAACGUGGACGCCUGAUGGGACCCCUGAAUCCUCUGGCAAAGCCGGUCUUGGAGCUGAAGAGAUGGGAUGAAGUCGAUUCGCCAUCGGCAGACGUCCUGGCCGUGAAAUGGGUUGACCUGUGUCUUGAGGAAAACGGAAAGCUGCAUCACACUAAGAGGUUCGAGUUGAUGAAUCGAGAUGGCAACAGUGGGCCAUUGCCAAGGUUGGUUGUCCGGAGGGGUCAGGAAUUCCGGCUGCGAAUACACUGCGAUCGACCUUAUGAUCGAAGCCGCGAUGCCAUGAGUUUGAUCUUUUCGGCGGACGAGGAAGAACGUCCGUCUCAUGGCCAUGGGACGCUUGUGGGUGUUGCCUUGCAGCAGUACCGGUACGCGAUUGAAGAUCCAAAUGAAUGGGGGGCCGCUAUCGAUUUUGUAAGCGGUGAUUUGCUGGAGAUUCUGGUUAAACCUGCUGUGACGGCCCCAGUUACCCGGUGGAAGUUGGAUUUCGAUACAAAAUUGUUGAGCGAAGGGUUUGGAAAAAGCUACUCACUGCCACAGCCGUUCUAUUUGCUUUUUAAUCCUUGGUGCGAACAUGAUCAGGUGUAUAUUGAAGAUAAAGCUAGCCGGGAUGAGUACGUGAAAGCUGAUACAACCCUGAUCUGGCGGGGCUCCUACAAUCGGCUCAGACCAACAGUUUGGAAAUUCGGACAGUUCGAAAAGCACGUCCUGGAUUGUUCCCUGCUGCUGGUUUCCAAAAUCGGUAGAGUCAGUGCAGCCCAUCGCGGUGAUCCGGUGCGGGUGUGCCGAGCCAUAUCGGCAGCCGUAAAUUCACCGGACGACGAUGGGGCCCUUCUGGGAAAUUGGAGCAACGAUUACUCGGGAGGAACUGCCCCCACAAAGUGGGUGGGAUCCGUUGAGAUUAUGCAGCAGUUCUACAAGAAGCAGAAGCCGGUCAAGUUCGGCCAGUGCUGGGUGUUUGCUGGCGUUGUUUCAACAAUUGCCAGAGCCCUCGGAAUCCCGUCCAGGAUAGUGACCACCUAUUCAUCGGCACACGACACUCAAGCGUCCCUGACGGUAGAUUAUUUCGUGGACAAAAACGGAAAAGUAAUGGAGGAAAUGAACUCCGAUUCCAUUUGGAACUAUCACGUCUGGAACGAAGUGUGGAUGCAGCGACCGGACCUGGGUGUUGGGUCCGAUGGCGAUUAUGGCGGUUGGCAAGCAAUCGAUGCCACACCUCAGGAAAUGUCUGAUGGCAUGUUCCGAUGUGGGCCAGCUUCCGUGCUGGCCGUAAAACUUGGCGAAAUCGCUAGACCGUACGACAAUAACUUCUUGUUUGCGGAAGUGAACGCUGACAAGGUUUUCUGGAGAUAUACAGGGCCAGCACAUCCGUUGAAACUCAUUCGGAAGGAUAUUUACGGUAUUGGACACUUCAUUAGCACGAAAGCGAUCGGAAAAUGGGAACGAGAAGAUAUUACCAGUAGCUACAAGUUUGCCGAGAAGAGCAAAGAAGAGCGGGACACAAUGCUCAAGGCUUUGAAGCAAGCCAACAGCGCCUUCAGUCGAUAUUAUUUGAACGAAGACUUCAACGAAGUCUACUUUAACUUCGAACUCAGGGAUGACAUCAAAAUUGGAGAGUCAUUUUCAGUGAUUCUUCAAAUUAAAAAUCGUUCAUCAGAAAACACCCACGUUAUUGCUGGUUCACUGAAUGUGGAAACAGUCAUGUAUACUGGGAGAAACCGUGACUCGGUAAAAGUGCUACCAUUCACCAUAAGCUUAGAACCAUCAUCGGAGGAAUUCGUUCGAAUGGACGUCUCCUUCGAAGAGUAUUACAAGAAGCUAAGGGACCAAGCUGCCUUCAACAUCUCCUGUCUGGCCACCGUGGAAGAUACGGAGUACGAAUUUUUCGCACAGGACGACUUCCGGGUCCGAAAACCCGAUAUCAAAAUCAAACUUGCCGAUACUCCGGUCCAACGGGAUCCAGUUGAAGUUACCAUUUCCCUGCUUAAUCCACUGCCCAUCCCGCUUCGUAAGGGAAUCUUCCACAUUGAGGGAUCCGGUAUUGAAAAACCGUUAAUAUUCAAGCACUCGGAUAUCGAUGUGGAGGAAACGGUGAGCAACACCUUCACGCUGACGCCGCAGUUUGUGGGGCGUGCCUCUAUUGCUGCCAAAUUUACCUCCAAAGAGUUGGACGAUGUCGACGGUUUUCUGGCAUACGAGAUCGACCCUCGGCCGGAGGAUAUUAUAAUGGAAACUCAUGAUAAUGAAAUUAUAGAAAGGACAGAUGUUAUCGAUUGAUAUGCUUGAACGUGGUACGCGAAACCUUACCGUAAGGUUCGGAAGUUUU